Molecule: messenger RNA, 2157 nt
Organism: Pyricularia grisea
Lineage: Eukaryota; Fungi; Ascomycota; Sordariomycetes; Magnaporthales; Pyriculariaceae
Exons: 5
Coding region: 325-1899 (524 amino acids)
Molecular function (GO): oxidoreductase activity, acting on paired donors, with incorporation or reduction of molecular oxygen; heme binding; monooxygenase activity
Source: RefSeq, a predicted model, not a curated record
UUAUUGUUGUUCAGGUAUCUGACGCGCAUAGAAUGGACGUAUGUAUGGGUAGACUCAGAAAUUGUUGAAGGCAUCUACAUCUCCGUUAGGGUUGCAAAACAUGAUUAUUGGCUCGUAGAGAAGGCCGAUUAGCGUGUGUGUGGACGGCAUUGUGCUGGACAAUGUUAAUAGUCGCCACUUGUUGCUACCCUGCGAGGAUAUAUUUGCUUCUACAAGUACAUAUAUUGUCGACAUGCUUCCCCGUCUCUAGAGUCUGGGUCGGAUUAGAGGCUUCACAGCAGCAUCUCCCACAUCCAAAUCAUAUCCCAUCAGGCGGUAUUUAGUAUGGCGGUCGUUUCUCUCGAAACCCUGGCUAUCUUGGCCCCCAUUCUCAUCAUUGGUAGCCUGGCCUGGAGAAUAAUUCAUAGCCUUUACUUCCACCCCCUUUCCAAGUUCCACGGUCCGUGGUACGCGUCUUCCUUCUCUAUCGUCCAUGCACUUGCCUCUACCCUCAAAAUUGAACACGAAUGGCUUCUUCAACUUACGAAACGCUAUGGUGCUUCCGAACCCAUUCGAAUCGCUCCAAACCUACUCCUCUUCCCGCAGCCCUCGGCUGUCAAGCAGAUCUACUGGGACUCAAAGUGCAACAACAAGGGCCUGUUCUACGGUAGCGGCGCCCUGGGACCCCCGCAUCUGUUCACCACGCUGGACGGCGACCAGCACAAGGAUCUGAGAAAGGCGAUCGGCGGGCCGCACUACACCAUCGGGACGCUCAAGAACCACUGGGAGCCGAGGUUCGAUGACCUCAUCCUGACUGCUCUCGAGAAAUGGGGUGAGCUGGCCGAGAAGGGCGAGACCAUACUGUUGGGUGACAAAGUCGCUGAAUUCGCCGCCGAUAUCAUGACAAUGGUAUCCUUCUCGGAACCCUGGGGCUUUGUGCGAAACGGUCGCGAUGAGCGUGAAAUGCUGAGACGCUGGCGCGAUAGCUUGCCCUACUUUGGAUUCGUGAACCGAUUCCGCUGGUUUCGUGAUGUGGUUAUGAAGUCCUCGUGGGGAGUCUGCUUCCUCCCUUCGAGUUCCGACGAGACUGGCAUGGGCUUUUUUAUGCGCGAGGCAGACAGACAGGUUUCCAUUCGGGAGCAGCGAAUAGAGAAUGAACACUACUCCCAAGAGUGUCCGGAUUUUCUCCAACACUGCCUCGAGGCCCGCAUCGGCUCCAAACCACUCUCGCCGCUACAGAAGCGCUCCCACAUCACGCUGCUGUUCCAAGCCGGCGCCGACACCACCGGCACCGCGCUGGGCUGCACCUUUCGCUUCCUGGCCAUGAACCCCGACAUCAUGUCCCGCUGCCAGGCCGAGAUCGACGCGGCCGACCAGGCCGGCAAGCUGUCCAAUCCCAUCAUCCAAUUCGAGGAAACGCGAACACACCUGCCCCUCAUCGUAGCUUGCAUCAGAGAGUCGCUGCGCCUGAACCCGCCGGCGCCGACCUUGUUCCCGCGCAUCACGCCGGGCGCCGAUGGGGGCGGGUUUGGAGCAAAAACUUCCAGCAGCAGCUUCAAGACGGUCGAUGACGUCGUUCUGCCGCCCGGGUUCGAGAUCACGACGCACCCGUACGUCGUGCAGCGGGACCCGGUGCUCUACGCACCCGACCCCGAGGUUUACCGCCCGGAGAGGUGGCUCGAGGCCAGCCCGGAGAAGCUGAGCGAGAUGGAGGCAGGGCAGUUCACGUUUGGGGUCGGGCCGAGGGUGUGUUUGGGCAAGGACGUGGCUUAUAUGGAGAUGUAUAAGCUGAUACCCCAGGUUUUGCGCACUUUUGACCUGGACCUGCAGCGAAAAGGGAGAUUUGUGGUGGCCGGAGGAGUAGCGUAUAACCAUGACCUUGCAGUGAAGCUACGUUUGAGGAAGAGUGGUGAGGUAUGAGGCUGUUAUCUGGCUUGAAAACCUUGGUCUAUUCUCUUGAGCAUGAAAGAAUUGGUAAAGCGGCGUUGGGGGUGCAGCCCUUAUGAUUAUUGGCGAUUUCUCUACUUCCGGUUUAGGAUACAUCCUUCAAGGACGUCUCCAACGAUAGCACUCUGUUACAAUUAUUUGUUUUGACAGUUUGGCAGAUAUAUGCUCUGAAACUCUACUAGACGCUCGCUUGUACUGCGAAAAAAAAAGAAAAUCUCAAAUCAACUCCUA